AUGAAUCUCUCUAUUAGUAAAUUUACAAGAUCGCUGCUUCAGAAUUACUCAAAAUGGAAUAGCGAAUUAUUUAAUGUAAGAUGUUCUUCGCAAUAUUACAAGAUAGAUGAGAAUAUCUGUGAAUUGAAAGAUCAACAGAAACAGCUACGACAAUUGGUUUUUAACGUUGCUCAAAAAGAGCUUGCCCCGAAAGCUGAUGAGAUCGACAAGAAGAACAAUUUCGAUGAUUUACGAUCAUUCUGGAAAAAACUAGGAGAAUUAGGCUUGCUGGGAAUAACAGCGAAAACAGAAUAUGGUGGAACAGGUGGCACGUACUUGGAUCAUAUCAUUAUUAUGGAAGAAUUGAGCCGAGCAUCGGCGGCUAUCGGACUCAGUUAUGGCGCACAUUCGAAUUUGUGCUUAAAUCAAAUUCACAAAAACGGCACGGAGGAACAAAAGAACAAAUAUUUGCCGAAGUUGUGCAGCGGAGAACACAUCGGAGCACUCGCCAUGUCGGAGCCAGGAUCAGGAUCUGAUGUAGUUUCCAUGAAACUGCGAGCAGAAAAGAAAGGAGACUAUUAUGUUUUGAAUGGUAAUAAAUUUUGGAUCACGAAUGGCCCUGAUGCCGAAACUCUCGUCGUUUAUGGGAGGACGAAUCCAAAUACCGACAAACCACAGCACGGAAUCACAGCGUUCAUCGUAGAACGCGGAUUCGAAGGUUUCAGUACAGCGCAAAAGUUAGAUAAAAUGGGAAUGCGAGGUUCCAACACGGCUGAACUUGUUUUCGAAGACUGUAAAGUUCCUGCGGGAAAUGUGCUUGGAGAAGAAAACAAAGGCGUAUACGUUCUUUUCAGCGGUUUAGAUUUGGAGCGACUAGUACUGGCGGCUGGCCCUUUGGGAAUUAUUCAGGCGUGUUGCGACGUGACAUUUGACUACGCCCAUACAAGAAAACAAUUUGGAAAACGCAUCGCGGAGUUCCAGCUUAUACAGGAGAAGAUAGCAAAUAUGUAUACGAGUUUGAGUGCCUGCAGGAGCUACUUGUACUUUGUAGCAAGGUCUUGCGACGCUGGACACGUGAAUCGGAAAGAUUGCGCAGCAGUGAUACUUUUUCUUGCUGAAAGCGCCACAAAGACUGCCUUAGACGCGAUUCAAGUACUUGGUGGAAACGGGUAUAUAAAUGAUUAUCCGACUGGAAGAUUCCUGAGGGAUGCUAAACUGUACGAGAUCGGCGCUGGUACCAGUGAAGUUCGCCGUAUGGUAAUCAGUAGAGCAAUCAGCGAAGAAUAUUCGUGAAAAGAGAUGUUAGUCCUUUUUGCUGGCGCCUACAGCAUUCAAGAUAAACGAUUAAGUUAAGGAUUUAAAAAGUAUAAGCUUCAUCCUUGGAUUUACACGAAUUUCUACUACUUUGUACAGAGAAAAUAAAAAUAUAUUUCACGCCCAUC
Molecule: messenger RNA, 1421 nt
Organism: Hylaeus volcanicus
Lineage: Eukaryota; Metazoa; Arthropoda; Insecta; Hymenoptera; Colletidae
Product: isovaleryl-CoA dehydrogenase, mitochondrial
Exons: 8
Coding region: 1-1272 (423 amino acids)
Biological process (GO): L-leucine catabolic process
Cellular component (GO): mitochondrion
Molecular function (GO): 3-methylbutanoyl-CoA dehydrogenase activity; flavin adenine dinucleotide binding
Source: RefSeq, a predicted model, not a curated record